Molecule: messenger RNA, 1512 nt
Organism: Spodoptera littoralis (African cotton leafworm)
Lineage: Eukaryota; Metazoa; Arthropoda; Insecta; Lepidoptera; Noctuidae
Source: the annotation of a GenBank genome assembly
AUGGAAGAAGUGGAUUCUAUUAUAUUGCAUUUCCUUCGCUCAUUAAAUAUCAACAUCAAUGAUGAGAUCAAGAAUAUUAACGAAUUACCUGUUCACAUCAUCAUUGAAUCAGCAUCAACAUGUCUAAGUGCAAUAAAUUCGUCUAUAAAAGUAACCAAAAACUUGCCAUCUGGCAUAUCUCAUAGGAUAGAAGUUGCUUCUCAAAUUGCAUCUGUUUGUAAGGAUUUAGGCUACAAGAAUGAUGUGGAUUAUCAAACAUUUCUGUACCAUAAUGAAUGCGAGCUUAGACAAGUGUUUAUGUUUUUGAUUGAAAGGCUACCAAAUGAAGGAAAGCAGGUGUCUGCAAGCCUACCCUCGGCUAACAAGAAAUCUUUGCUCAAACAAGACAUCAGUAACAAAAUUGCAGAAGAAUUAAAAUCUAUUUGGAUCCCACCUUGUUGUAAACCAAACUCUAAUAGGAUUGGAGACUUCAGUACCAUAGGUGUAAAUACAUCUCAGAGUCAAAUAAAUUUGAGUGAUGAACAAGUAAUAGAAAAACUGCUAAAAAUCAAAGAGUUAAGCAAAACUAGUGUGUCUUUGAAAUCAAGUGAACAAGUCAAGCAACCAAGUACAAAUGAGCAGACUGUUGUUGAAAAGCCUGAAGUAAAACAAGAUCCAAACAAGAGUCUUAAAGAAUUGAAAGAAAUGGCGAUUGUGCUGAGACAGAAAUUAGACACUCUUGAGAGUGAAAAGAAUGUUAUGGAAGUUGAAUAUUCUCAGGCACAAAAGUCAUAUGAAAGGGCUGAAGCAGAUUUGAAAAAUGUCCACAAUAUUCUCACAAGUAUUGGUGUAACUGAUGUUGAUGCCGAUGGUGCUACAGAUGGUUUGAUUGAAAAAGUACAAAAGAACAUCAAUAGCUUACACAGGCAGAGUGAAGAAUUAACUUCAAAAAACCUUUCCCUAAUGGUUGAAAUUGAUAAGAUUGCUAGCAGUAUGGACAUGAUGGAACCUGAAAGAAGCAGAUGUAAAAAGAUUUUGACCAAUUUGAAAGAAACAGCAAAGGCAUUGAAAGAAGAAUGUGAGAAGAAAGAAAUCUUGGGCAGUCAAUUAAAGGAGAGUUAUGGGAAGCUAAGAGGUGGAAAUAAGAGAUCAAUUUAUACAAAACGUAUAUUGGAAAUAAUAAGCAAUGUUGAUAAACAAAACAUGGAAAUAAAGAAGAUAUUGGAUGACACAAGACAAUUACAAAAAGAAAUAAAUACUUUAGAAGGUCAAUUGGACAGAUGCUUCUCUAUAGCUGAUGAAACUCUCUUUAGGGAUGCUAAAAAGGAUGACCAAGCAAAGAAGGCGUACAAACUUUUAGCUCUUUUACAUUCCGAGUGCAAUACAAUUGUAUCCCUUGUCAAUGAUACUGGUACUUUGGCAAGAGACAUUGUUGAUUUAGAAGAAAAUAUUAAGACUGAAACUGCCAAGAGAACUGAAGAUACUCUGAGGAAAAUACAGCUUGAUCUCACCAGGAUCCAGGAAGAAGCUUAA